GUCUUAUUACUUGCUACUCGAAGUUUCUUCGUAUGCUCCGACUCCGACUUGAAUCAUGUGGAGGACUGGAGGGGAGAAGCAUGAUACGCAAUGGAGUAUCUGUCAAACAUCAUCACAUCUUUUCUACUAGUUUGGAUCUUCGCAGUUUCCACGACCACCGCACAUUACUGUGUGUGGGGGCUGUGCGAGUCAUGGGAGUACUGCUGUGACGAGAACGUUUGCUGCAGCUCCAAAGACUACGACAUAUGGAUCACGCUGGUGAUCAUAGCCGGAGUCGUAAUCGGAAUGGUGGUAGCUGGUACGUGUCUCUACUACAACAUACGUCGUAUCUACCUGUAUCUGCAACGAAGAUACCACGGUAUCAAUUCCGUGUCCAUGCCAGCGGAGUUCGAGCCUGACGGAAGAUCAAUAAAGGUUUCAUUCCAGGAGUAAAACGGUUUUCUGGACCAACAGUUUUUAAUACUCUAGUUUUUUUAACUGUGAGCAAUAGAUCGGUUAAGAUAAGUCUUUUAAGUUAAGUGUUUGCGUAUCUGAAAAUAGAUAUUUCGGAAGUAAGGAGAGUAAGAUGGAUCUCUGUAGCGGGUCAUUCGAUUUAUUCAAAGAAAGUAUUUAUUCAGUGUUCUUUGUUGGGUAUCCAUUUUGUAAGUGUUACUCUGGAGAAGAGAUUCUCACGAAUUGUUGCUAGCCAAAAAUAAUUUAUUUUUAUAUGUUACAAUGUAUCAAAAAUAGAAAUUGCACCGUAGUGCUA
Molecule: messenger RNA, 748 nt
Organism: Ooceraea biroi (clonal raider ant)
Lineage: Eukaryota; Metazoa; Arthropoda; Insecta; Hymenoptera; Formicidae
Source: RefSeq, a predicted model, not a curated record